AUGAAUCCCAAAAUGUCCGGCCGGAGCGCGGCUACGUGUCUUGGAUUAAGAAGACUAUUUGCUAUCCUGGACACAAACGGUGACGGCAAAAUCGACUUACAGGAAUUGACCGACGGACUCCGAAUAUUCGGUUUCAAACCGGCUGGCAUACAGGUAGACGUUGCCAACUUUGUAUUACUCAACACUCCGAAGUCCGUAAAGUGA
Molecule: messenger RNA, 204 nt
Organism: Opisthorchis viverrini
Lineage: Eukaryota; Metazoa; Platyhelminthes; Trematoda; Opisthorchiida; Opisthorchiidae
Exons: 2
Coding region: 1-204 (67 amino acids)
Molecular function (GO): calcium ion binding
Source: RefSeq, a predicted model, not a curated record